AAUUAUAAGAAGUAGCACACUUAAAGCUACCUAUUUUAAAGUAUAUUACGGUGAUAAAGAAACUAAGAUAGUACUAAAAACUUAAGUAAGACAAAGACAGCUGUUUUUUUCCUUGCCAUGUCGGGCUUUUCUUUAAAUAUUUUUACGCUCAAUUGUUGGGGUAUACCUAUUGUCUCUAAAAACAGAAAAGAACGUAUGAAAGCAAUCUCUUCAUAUCUACAAGAAAGUUGUCAUACAGUGGUGUGCCUACAGGAGAUUUGGAGUGAGGAUGAUUAUCUGUUUAUUAAAGAAAAACUGAAACGCAACCUGCCCUACUCUCAUUACUUCUACAGUGGAGUCCUUGGAUCAGGUCUCUGUGUUUUCUCAAAGUGGCUUAUCCAGGACGUUUUUUUCCACCAAUGGCCAUUGAAUGGCUACAUCCAUAAGAUCCACCAUGGGGAUUGGUUUGGAGGCAAGGGUGUCGGUUUGUGUCGGAUCCGAGUAAAAGAUAGGCUGGUUAACAUUUACUGUACCCAUUUACAUGCUCAGUACCAUGAGGAUGAUAUUUACUUAGCACAUAGGACUCUGCAAGCGCAUUCCACUGCAGAGAUUGUAAGUCUGACUAAAUCCACAGCCGAUGUAUCCAUCCUUGCUGGAGACCUCAACACAGGCCCUGGCGAUUUGUCCUACAGAUUAAUAACAGAACUUCCAUCACUCAUAGACCCGUACGACUUGGAGUGUGAGAAUACCAACCCUGCUGUUAGGAAAGCCACCGGCACCAACGACAACGCCAACAACAGCUACUCUGAUAAGAGGCAAGUGAAGCUGUGCCCUGAGGGGAAGAGGCUUGAUCAUAUACUGUACCAUGUCAACUCUCAGUGGGCGGCCGAGGUCAUUAACUUUGGCAACCCACUCGAAGAUAGGGUGCCUGGGGAGCAAUUUUCGUACUCGGACCACAACGCAGUUGCCCUUGAACUGCAUAUGCGGCCGACAGAAGGCUCGUACAAAGACCACAAGGUCUAUAAUAAGGACGGGUCGCUGGAUGACACGAUUGCAGCCGCCUACAAAGUCUGCGAUGAGGCUUACACCAACUUGUCCAAAACAAGAAAGCUGUAUUUGUUAGCUGGAGGUCUGAUCUUCAUGUUCCUACUAGGCUCAUUUGGUCACUGGACGGACUACGUAUUAUACAACGUACUUAAGAUAAUUAUCACUGGACUAAGCUUCUAUUAUCUGAUAAUGGGAACUUUGUGGAACAGAAUUGAGACGAACAGCUUGAAAGCGGGACUGAGCGCUCUUGACAAUUUUGGCAAAACCAGGAGGCAGUUGUAAAGGGGCGACGGAGAGUCCAACCUGUGAUAGUAUUUGUUGAUUUUGUUAAUGAAAAUUACCUACAUGUGAUGAUGUAACAAUAAGGUCCACUUUGUUGUUGUCAACAAGAUACUAGACACAUAAAAUGUUCAAUUAGACAAAACACUUGUUGACAAUCUACAAAAAGUUAAAUAAGUUUAUAAGGGGCCGUAGUCGAUUUUGGAGCAAAAAUUUAAAAUUGAUAGAUUUAGUCGUUGAAAUUAUACACGUUUUGUUACGUAAUAUCUAAAUAACAAGUAUUAGUUCGUCUUCUCAUCUUGCCUUUUAAUAAUCACUGGUCACUGGUAAUAAAUGAAGAGAAGGGGCAGUUUUUAAAAAUUCAUCAAAAAUUUAUGGUGGUAAAUUAUACAAAUUGAUGUAUAAGAAUAGUUUCAGCAAAUGUUGUAGAUUGUUUAAGUAUCAAAAUUAUGUGGAAAUUAAGUCGAUUUUCAGAGAAAUUGUCACUUGUUAUGAAGUAAUUUCUGGAGAAAAUUGAUUUCUUCUAACUUUCAUUUACACUACUUCAAAGUCAUAAUAAUAAAAAUGUAGUCCGAUAAACGUCAAGUACAGGAUAUGUGUAAUACAAAAUUACCAUGUUUAGCCGUCCAAACUUUACGAAAUUUACAAAUAAGAGCGACAAAAUCAGUGCUUUACGCACGUUUACCUAAACGUCCAUCAGAAAAGCCAACAUUACUAAUUUAGUGAGUCUGUUUUCAAAAAAUGUAUCUGAUAAAAGGUAAGAUAAGAAGACGUGCUAAUAGAAACCAGUACUUGUUAUUUCAAUUAGGUAACAAGAGGUGUACAAUUUCACCGACUAAAUCUAUCAAUUUUUCAUUUUUGCGACUAAAAUCGACACCGGCCUCUUAAGUUCAGUAUUAGGUAGAUAGUCUUUAGUUUUCAGCUGACCCUUACGGCUAACUAAUUGUCUAUUACACCGCACGUGCUACUUACCUGCAUAAAAAAGGUUCAGUCACUUUAACCGGUUAUUGAAUUAAAACUCCUAUUUCAAUUGCAAUAAGAUUCAAAAUGAACAUAUGGAAAAAUAAUUUGCGAUUUCUCGUGUGCUCUACGGUUACUAAGUGCCGGCGACUUGAACGCGACAGAACCAGUCUAAAAUGUGUCAUCGAGAUACGUAACAAAGGCGCGUAAUCGGAGAAUUCGGAGAGCGCACUUACACAGGUUUUUUGAGCGUUAGACUAGCCCGCGCUCAAGUGCCAAUUAGAAUUAUACGCAGUGGCGUAGCUAGGCGUGGGCGAAGUGAGCCGUCGCCCACGGCCUCGCGCCCCAAGGGGGGCCUCGAGUGAGGCCCCUUCGGGCACAGUGAAAGUAAAGGGCCUCUCAGAUGCGAUUUCGCCCACGGCUAGAUUAGUUCACGCUACGCCACUGGUUAUACGACAAUGACCAACCCUUUUUUUGCAGGUAGUAGCAAUUCAUACUAUACGUACCAGAUGGAUGAUGGAGAAAAUUGUUGAUCCCAACAAUAAUGAUUAAAUAUGCCGAAUAUCUAACAUAGAGCAGAUCUGAUGAUGCAGUUGGAAGGUCGGUCAACUUAGGAUUGGGCUUCUUAGAAAGGUUUCGAGGGGGAAUAAUAAUUAAGCGAGGUUUAGACUAGCAAGAGUAGCAAGAACUGGCAUGCAGUUUUCAUUAUAUGGCGGUAUCUAAUCAAACUUUUCAAUGCAGUUUACAUUACAGUCGGAAAUGUAACGUAAAUUGCAUGCAUGUCCUUACUAGUCUACGCCUCGCUUUAGAUGUGCGGAUGAUGGACAGGCACUACAGACAGCUAUGUUCAUCUUGUUUUACGUAAGACAGUAUUUACAACUUUCUAAUUUAUUUGUGGUCUUUAAUGAUGUAAGAUUAUAAUAGUUAUUAUUUUAAUUUCAUCCAUUUUAUGUCACUAUCCAUAUUAAUUUAAAUACGUAGACAAUAUAAAAUGUAUGCUAUAACAUUCCAAUAUUUUUAAUUGAAACUA
Messenger RNA from Cydia strobilella, 3295 nucleotides. RefSeq names its product putative neutral sphingomyelinase (gene nSMase). Gene Ontology annotation, molecular function: sphingomyelin phosphodiesterase activity. The transcript is spliced from 6 exons. Lineage: Eukaryota; Metazoa; Arthropoda; Insecta; Lepidoptera; Tortricidae. Bases 118 to 1308 code for a protein of 396 amino acids. The record is from RefSeq and is a predicted model, not a curated record.